Molecule: messenger RNA, 1695 nt
Organism: Mytilus trossulus (common blue mussel)
Lineage: Eukaryota; Metazoa; Mollusca; Bivalvia; Mytilida; Mytilidae
Exons: 6
Coding region: 199-1068 (289 amino acids)
Source: RefSeq, a predicted model, not a curated record
AACGUUUGAUAUCAUCGAGAUUAUACCUUACAAUUUCUAUGUUUAAAAUACCAAAUACAAUCAGCAUAAACAAGUGACGGGAUUUUUCUUCGCAAGUAUUUUCACUGACAGAGGAAUAAAAAAGAAAAGCAGGUAUUUGAAACUAUUUUUCAGAGUAGGUGGAACAUACGGUUGGGAAAGAGAGUAACGGACAAGAUAAUGAACACCGAUGCUCAAAUAGGUCCAAAUCAUCUACACCUACCAGCGCAAUCAGAUUUACCCAUAUCACGAAUAAGAGCACUUCAAAAACUGGGUGGACUACAGAUCAGUCUAGGUGUAAUAUGUGGAAUCCUUGGUAUUGUUGGAGCUAUUUUAAGUACCACCGACAUGGACAGUGAUUGCAAAAAAUAUAACCACUACAACAGCUACUAUAAUUGUGGAAAUGCACACACUAUCUUUGUACUGAAUUUGAUUGACAUGGCUUUUUCUGGUUGGUUUAUACUUACAGGUUGUUUUCCACUAUUUAUGACAGAACAACGUAAAUCUAGCUGGAAAUGCUUAACCAUUGCGUUUCUGGUUUGUAAUAUUAUAUCAGCAGUUGUGUUUUCAUCCACUGUGUUUAGCUUGGCAAUGGUCGGAAUAUCAAUUGCUGCUUUUGAUAAUAACACUGGAAGUACCGGAGGUGUUAUUACAGUGUCUGCUUUCCUUGUUAUAUUGUCCUUCGUCGAAUUUAUCGUGGCCAUUGUUGCUGCAUCAUACUGCUGUUGCUGUUCACAGCUCAAUACUGGAGAUCAACAAGGUGUCAUAUUUAUAGACAUAGCACAAUCUGGAAUGAUGUAUAACAUGCAAAAUACUUCAAUAGCCACAGAAAACCAGCCAGGAAACUAUCAAAUGCCUAUACCCCAUAUGCAAGGAUAUUAUGGUCAACAGCCGACGAUUUUACCUAAUAACCAACAACAACCAGGUCAUUCACAUGGAAAUCAGAUGCCAAUACAGGGAUACUAUGAUCAGCAGGCGGGAAAUAUGAUAAUUAAACAACAACAACAACCUGGUCAUUCACAAGGAAAUCAGAUGCCAAUACAGGGAUAAAAUGGACAGCAACCACCAUCAUUUGUGACGGCUAACCAGCAUCAAAACAUAAACGCACAGCAGUUUUAACACCAAACUGCACCUACUGUAGAUAAAAAAACAUUUCUGUUUGUCGAUAAUUGUAUACGAAGUGAAACGAAAUAAUUUUCAGAUUUAAAAUUACUCAAAUAUUACAAGCGUUCUGUCCUAUGAGAUAAAAUUGUGUGAUAGUAAGGCUUAAGAAAUAAUUGUUACCCAGUGAGAAAACCACUGUAAUUUUGUUUUUGAUAUAUCUCCUCACUAGGAUCACCUUAAAGUAAAAUUAAAUUGUGCAUAUUAUGUUCAGGACAGAUUAAGUUGUGUCAUUAUCGAUAUGUUUUUUGAUAAAAAAUAAUAUCGGUAUUCUAUUGGAACGUUGAUUUCUUACACUGUUUAAUUCUGCAACUCCGUAAGCCUCAUGAUCAUCUAGCUGUUUUGUUUCGAUAAUUGUGCCAUGUUGUUUUCCAUUUCUUAAAUCUUAAUCUGUUUUGCUUAUCUUUUGAAAUCAUUUUGCUGAAAACAAAGUUGUUGAGGAGAUUUCUUACAAUUACAUUAAAUGCAUAAAUUAAAGCGACAGUAGUAUAUUGAUGUUCAAAUUUAGUAAAUCAA